This is a messenger RNA of Archocentrus centrarchus (flier cichlid), 4079 nucleotides long. It is a transcript of the gene jam3b, whose product is annotated as junctional adhesion molecule 3b. Gene Ontology annotation, cellular component: cell-cell contact zone; plasma membrane; protein complex involved in cell adhesion. The record is from RefSeq and is a predicted model, not a curated record. Lineage: Eukaryota; Metazoa; Chordata; Actinopteri; Cichliformes; Cichlidae. Gene Ontology annotation, biological process: cell migration; cell-cell adhesion. The coding region runs from base 1 to 936 and encodes 311 amino acids. The transcript has 10 exons. Gene Ontology annotation, molecular function: protein homodimerization activity; cell-cell adhesion mediator activity; protein heterodimerization activity.
AUGACCAUGACACCCAUGAGUACCUCCCCGAGGAGUGUGAAAACAAGCCCGGCAUCAGUGGAUGUCAGCUGGUAUUGCUACUUGAGCGUGUUAGCAGUGGUACUGAAUACAAAUAAUGCCUCACCAUGGACGAAUGAGUUUGACAAAAUUGAGCUAUCAUGUCUGAUUGAGUCAAUUUCUACAACCAACCCCAGAAUUGAAUGGAAGAAAAUAACAAGUGAGGGGCCAAGCUAUGUGUACUUUGACAAGAAGAUCUCAGGCGACCUUGAGAACAGAGCAGUGAUCAGAGAACCUGCCACGUUACUGAUAACCAAUGCCACAAGAUCGGACACGGCCAAGUAUCGAUGUGAGGUCACUGCUGCAGACGACCAGAAAUCCUUUGAUGAGAUUGUGAUUGACCUGGUUGUAAGAGUGAAGCCAGUUGUGCCAAAAUGCAGUGUCCCAAAAUCGGUGCCCUUUGGGAAGUCGGCUGAGCUGAGCUGUGUGGAGGAGGAGGGCUUCCCCAAGUCUCAGUAUAAGUGGUUUAAGAACAAGGAGGAGCUGCCUGAUGACCCAAAGACCAGCCUCAAGUUCUUCAACUCCUCAUACACGCUCAGCGCAGAAACAGGAACUCUGAAGUUCAUCGCAGUCAGGAAAGAAGAUGCGGGCGAGUACUUUUGCCGAGCACAGAAUGAUGCAGGAUCUACUCAGUGUGCAGCCCAGCACAUGGAAGUGUAUGAUAUUGACAUUGUGGGGAUCAUCCUGGGAGUGCUGGUGGUGGUCGUUGUACUCUUAUGUAUAACGGUGGGAAUCUGCUGUGCUUACAAACAAGGCUACUUCUCCAGCCAGAAGCAGACGGGGAACAAUUACAAAGUUCCAGCUAAAGGAGAUGGAGUGGACUACGUCAGGACGGAGGAUGAGGGGGAUUUCCGACACAAGUCGUCAUUUGUGAUCUAAAAAAGACAAUGAGUGCUGCUGUGACACACGGGUCUGCCCUCCACGCUGUCCGACCACCGAGCUGCCACAGUUCCUGCUCCGACCUCUCAGCACGCCGGGAAUCCAACUUCACAAAGUCUGCCAAAGGUGGUGGCAUUUCAUUUCACAACAUGUAAAAAUAGUAUGUGCAUAGGAACUGAGAACCAUUUAACUUUAUUACCCUCGACUGAGUUGUUUUGCUAUAAAUGAUGUAGUUCUUCUGUUACAGUGAUUGCAUGCUUUUAAACACUGAAGGAGGCGGAAAACAGUUUGUUCUGUCCACCAGAACAGGACGAGUCUCUGCUCCGCAGUCGGUCGAUCGUGACACCCGUCUACUGGAAACGUUCAGUUUCAAACUUUUUGUCAUUUAUAUAACAUUUCUUUUUCUACUGUUAAAAUUUGUCAGACUAUUUUUGAUGGAAUAUAUUUUAAAAUGCCUAUAUAUAAAGGUUUACUUUUUUAAGUAUUUGUAAAUGACUAACAUGUUUUCUUUGGGACGGUUGUGGAAAAAAAAAAAUGAUGUAACACAAACCACUCUGCAUAAAGUUGUAAGCAUUUACACCUUUUUCAGAAGAAAGAUGAAAAGCGACUCGUAGUAGCAUAUCACGACGUGUUCCCCGAUCGGCGGUCUUACAUAUUGAAUUUGUCGGCUGGGAUUGUCCAGGCUGUGUCGUGACUGAGUUCCAUGUUGAUGUUUGUAGAUAGUCUUAGUAAGAUGUUCUGAGAGUGCCAGAUGCUGUGAAACACUGUACACAAUCAGUGCUGCGUUUUCUUGGUUUAAGUGUCCUUCUCUGCUUGCUGUUAAUCUUGUAUAUAUUGAAGUUGCUGUCGGGAUAGUUUUUGCUGUCAUAUAUUUGUUGAGUACUUCACUAUAUUAAUCAUAGUAAUAUUAAUACAGGGUUUGUAAGUUAACCUUCCAGACUCAAAAGAAGCUAGACAAAAAUGAUUGUGGACUGUUGAAAGAAAGUAAACAUGGUACAUUUUUCAAAGUAAAAGCCUCCAGAGAGAAAAACGGCUCCAUCCUGGUCAGCAGAGCAAAGCUGUUAUCAGGUGAUUUAAACUACCAAAGUUCCAAUGCGCCAAAUCCACAGGACGACAGUCAGGCAGAGCACAUGCUCGGAUAGUGUUUUUAUGGGACUCCGAGUGAACUUUGACCCCGGGUACAGCUGCGUUCUGUCCCAGCUGAUCACACCUACUCAAAACAGCGUUUGUGAUUUCACCAGAUGUGCAGCAGCACAUUUCAAACGUGUCUCAGUCACUCAGCAUUGUGAUUCUGUAUUCACAAUAAAAGCCGCUGUUCAAACUAAAAGCUCGGCUGAAGCGGGCGGAGAGCAGAGCAGAAACACGUGACGUGACGACACACCUGGUUCAUUCCUGGGUUCAGUGACUGGAUGUUUUAAAUGGAGAGAACAAACAAAGCUUUCAGCUUAUUCUGAAGCUUGUUCUGUUCUCAGUCUCCUGAGCAGAGCUGAAGGUGAGCAGGCCUGACCUGACAGCAGUGUCACAGUGAGGUUCAGCUGCUCGGGGUCUGGAGGGUUAUCGCUUGUACUAAUUGUAAAUAGCUUUUUGGGGUUUUUUUGCUCUUCUUUCACAAGAUGAUGUAAAGUGAUAAAACGUUUUAAAAAUAUAUAUAUUUCCUGUUUGAGGCAAUAUGAAACUCUUUCCAUUUGUAAGACUGAAAGAAGGGUAACAUUGUAUCAGAACACGUGAGCAGGAGCUUGUUGGGGCAGUUUUUAAAAAGCACUCAGCACCAACUGUCCUCUCCCUCAGUCUUCUCCUUUUUUUUCGCCUUAUUUGAGCUCUAACAGGGUUUUAAAGGCAGCUGACAUGUAUCAGUAUUCAUGCAGCUAUCUCUUGUUCAGCUGUGCUCGGUGUUUUCUCUUCAGGAAACGCGGUCAAAUGUUAACCAAUUAUCAGUCGUGGUAGAGACGAUCUGCCCGGCGUUUGCACAGCAGCGCUGCCCAGUCUAUUAUGUUGCAUUAGGGAACCGAGAUGCAGCAUGUACUAUCAGCCCAAAUAAGGUCACAAAUGAGUCCUGUUGCAUAAUAAUGGUGAGAUUCUGAAGUUUCACCUCCUCAUCUGUGCAUAGUUCAUUCCUCUUAAGUGCCUUCAGCCUUCAGACUAGUGCAGUUUCCCACCUGUACCUUCUACGACGCAGCCACAGUGUUUUUCCCUCUUCUUUAACCACAAGCAUGGCGUUUGAGAGGAAUGAUGACAUCACCAUUUUCCACUUCCCUUCUUUACAUAUCUCCAAAUUUGUAAAUAGCUUUUGAAAAUAGAUUUGAAGGUGUAUACAUGUUGAAGUAGAAAUGAAAAAUAAUAGUGCCUAUAUAUAGUGGGGAUUAUUUUUAGUAAAGACAUAUAGCACUAUUAGGAAAAAAAAAAAAGAUUGAUACCCGUAGCUUGAGCUCUGGUUUAUGACGUCUUUUUUCUGGUUUUCGUUUCAGUGAUUGGCCCAAAACUUCAGUUAGUGCAUCUAUGGUGUUUCAAUAUAAACCCUAAACACAUUUGGAAAAACCGAUUUAGCCAAUACUGAUAUUUUUUUCUGUUUUUUGUUUUGUUUAUGUUAUUUAUUCUUCUCUGUGCUAUUUUAGUUCUUCAUCACACUGUGUUUAAAAUGAUGGGACACGACCGGCAUCAGGAAACACCGUCUUACUUACCGUUAGCACCGGUGUGGAUCAGCAGGGCCGGUAAUGGCAGAUGAGGUUAAGACUAAAGGAGCUGGGGUUGUUUAUGUGGAUUUUAUAAACCAGAGUUCAUGCAAGGUUUUGCUCACAAACAAUGAAGAAUUAUUGCAGCGCAGCUCCACACAUGCCGGCACUGUCCCAUCGAGCGAGUGUCUGUAGGCUGGUUGGGUGUUCUGAGAGCAGACUGGCAGGCUGACUCUGCUGCCUUUCAGUGUAAGGAGGGCUGCGGUGCAGUGAUCCAGCACUGCGGGAACUGUGUCUGCACCCGGCCCUCUGACCCAAACGUCAAUGCCUUUUUGGAGCCUUUUUUUUUUUGUUCAUUUCAGAACCACUCUAUUUGUGAUUAAUAAAACUCACUUCUAAUAUCACUGAAGGUGUUUAGUGUGUUUUGUAUUUAUGCGUGUGCGUGUGGUGAGGAUUCUGAAUUUGUGCUGCCAG